CGUCUCCUUUGAAUUUCAUCGGUUGCUCCUACUCAUUAAUCGCUGCACCAUAUGAAUACAUAGAUCCAAGCAUUUUUAUUGCACAUUGAUCAAUCCAGGGAGCACCCAAAGCCAUCGAUCGCUUUUCACCUGUGUCUUUUUUUCAGUGUAUUUGGUUACCAGAGCUGCUGUCCGCUUCUGUGGCUCUGGGACACUGACCAGGGCUUAAAACUUUCCCAUCUGGGGAUACCGGAAGCAUAGCUUAUUGCAAGCCUGGUUUAGAGCGGCAGGAUGGCUUCCAGAGCAGUACAAGGAAGAGAUGCAGGAGUCCCUAACAAUAGGAGGGCUCUGGGAGAUAUUGGUAAUAUUGUUGGAGAAAUCAAUGGCAAAUGCAAUGUCAAGGACGGAAUCAGUGGGAAACCUGUUCUUCAUGUGACUCGCCCCGUAACAAGGAGUUUUGGAGCGCAAUUACUUGCCAAUGAAAAGGUUACUGCAAGCAACGGUUCUGGCAUUGAUAAGCAAGCAGGGGCCGUAAACAAACAAAGGAGGAACAGCAAGCCCAAGGACAUUCCUCCAGCAAUUGUAGAAGUCAAGGAUGAUACAGAUGACGAGGAAGUUACUAUUGUUGAACCAGUACCCAAGGCAAAAGGAAUUCGCAACCGCAGUGGCCAAGCUGCAACCAGAAAGUUGAAACCCCAAACACUAACUGCGACUCUUACAGCCAGAAGUGAAGCUUUUUGUGGAGGGUUUGAUGCUGAAAUGGCUGAGGCAGAGGACCUCUUGCCCAAUAUUGAUAUAGGAGAUCUUGAUAAUCAGUUGGCGGUGGUUGAAUAUGUGGAGGAUAUCUACAAGUUCUAUCGUAAAAUUGAGGGAAUGAGCUGUGUGCCAGAUUACAUGCCUACUCAAGUGGAAAUUAAUGAGAAGAUGAGAGCAAUUCUGAUUGACUGGCUGAUUGAGGUACAUUAUAAGUUUGAGUUGAUGCCAGAGACGUUGUAUCUCACCACAAACUUGGCUGAUAGAUACCUGUCCAUUGAGCCUGUGUCAAGGAGGAAUUUGCAGUUAGUGGGUGUUACUGCUAUGCUUUUAGCUUCCAAGUAUGAGGAAAUUUGGGCUCCAGAGAUCAAUGACUUUGUCUGCAUUUCAGACCGGGCUUAUACAAAACAGCAAAUUAUCAGUAUGGAAAAGAUCAUGCUUAACAAGCUAAAAUUCCAUCUCACAGUCCCUACUCCAUAUGUAUUCGUCGUUCGGUAUCUGAAAGCUGCAGAUUCUGACAAAGAGAUGGAAAACCUGGUAUUCUUUCUAAUUGAACUGAGCUUGCUCCAAUAUGUGACCAUCAAGUUUACCCCAUCAUUGCUUUCUGCCGGGGCUGUCUACACUGCUCGGUGCACAUUAAAAAAGGAUCCAAUCUGGAAUGAUCUACUUAAGCGCCACACAGGUUAUUCCGAAGCAGACCUCAUGGAAUGUGCAAGACUGAUGGUUACAUUUCAUCAGAACUCAGCAGAUAACAAACUGAAAGUGGUUCACAAGAAGUACUCUGCACCUCAGUUCGACUCUGUGGCCCUUUUAAGUCCUGCCAAGCUACCUGCAUAAUGUGGCCCUUUUUAGGUUCUGCCAAGCUACCUGCAUAGACUUAGAUCUUAGUGAAAAUACUGAAGUUUAACUCGAGAUUGACUUAGAUUUUUGAAGAAAUACUGAAGAUGGUUAUAUGAUCUUGAGCAUAGAAGAUAGCUAUAUGAUCUCUUUUAACCAACAAUAACCUAAGAUACAUUUUUUGCUCAUUCGUUAUUCUUUGUUGCUACCAUUGUAAAUAGCUUCAGAGUUGAGAAACACUAGUAAUUGAAGAUGUACUGGAAUCUUCUAUACCUUCUACUGCAGCAUAUAUAAUUCCUGCCUUGGAAUUCUGUCCACGGCCUUUUGACAUAAGGGUCCUGAGUUAUUAUGAAUUGUUAUUAAUUAGCAUCACUUAAAAGACAUGUUCUUUUGCUGAA
This is a messenger RNA of Cryptomeria japonica (Japanese cedar), 1967 nucleotides long. RefSeq names its product G2/mitotic-specific cyclin S13-7. The record is from RefSeq and is a predicted model, not a curated record. Gene Ontology annotation, molecular function: cyclin-dependent protein serine/threonine kinase regulator activity. Gene Ontology annotation, cellular component: centrosome; cyclin-dependent protein kinase holoenzyme complex; nucleus. The transcript is spliced from 13 exons. Bases 271 to 1569 code for a protein of 432 amino acids. Gene Ontology annotation, biological process: mitotic cell cycle phase transition; regulation of cyclin-dependent protein serine/threonine kinase activity. NCBI's taxonomy places the organism in Eukaryota, Viridiplantae, Streptophyta, Pinopsida, Cupressales, Cupressaceae.